GCGGGGCGCUGUGGGGCCGGGCGCGAGCGCGGGGCCGUCAUGUCGGCCGCGCUGCUGCGCCGGGGCUUGGAGCUGCUGGAGCCGCCGGGCCGGGCAAAGGCGCCGCCGGAACUCCAGCGGGACCGGUCCGGCCCCAGGGCGGCGGGCGCGGCGAGGCGGAGGAAGAGAGUGCCGGAGCCCGGCAGGAACAAGACCACGGUCAAGGGCAGAGUCGUGAAGUCGGCGAUAGAGGAGUACCAUAGAAAGAAGCCUGUGAAUCACUUGAGAGAAAAUCUGAAGUACAUGUUGAAGGGACGACUUGUUGCAGACAAAAACAUCACAGAACAAGUUCUUGCUCAGAACAGAGGCAGAAAGUCCAAAGAUCAGCCUCCAGAGAAGAUAGAAAAGAAGAAGCCCGAAGGCACUGUGUUUACAGAGGAAGAUUUCCGUAAAUUUGAGAGAGAAUACUUUGGGAUACCGUAGACAUCGUGACGGGGAUUCUUGCAGCUCCAGUCUUUCUUCAGUCUGGCGCACAGGCCUGGGCAUUUUCUUGGCAUGUUUGAGAUGGCACGUGGGGGAUGUGUCUCCUCAGUGUUGGACUUGCAGAGCAGCUUUGCAUCUAGGCAGAGCUUGUUAGUGGCCAGCUAAAGACACAGAGGUACUCUUGGCUCUCAGAUGUCUUGUCCUUGUAAUUAUCUUUCUGCAGACGGCAUAAUGUAGAAUGGUGGACCAAGCCAAAUAAAAAUCUUUUUCCCCUUCCUUACAAUAUAGAGCUUCUGCUACCUGUGUUAUUUGGCAGAGAGCAUUGAAAGUACUGUAUCUGAAUGGAGAAAUUUUUUGGACCAGCAUUAAUGCAUUUCUGGAAGGGAAAGGAUGCUUUGAAAAACUGUUAAACUUGAGUAACCCUGCAGUUUGGGUUAUUAUUACAGCCCCUGUCAGGUCUGUCAGCCAUGGCAAAAAUUUUUUAUAUGURAUGUAAUUAAAUAAUUGUUGCAGACACUGUC
Molecule: messenger RNA, 983 nt
Organism: Malurus melanocephalus (red-backed fairy wren)
Lineage: Eukaryota; Metazoa; Chordata; Aves; Passeriformes; Maluridae
Gene: RPS19BP1
Product: ribosomal protein S19 binding protein 1
Exons: 4
Coding region: 40-462 (140 amino acids)
Cellular component (GO): nucleolus
Molecular function (GO): enzyme binding
Source: RefSeq, a predicted model, not a curated record